Molecule: messenger RNA, 1509 nt
Organism: Crotalus tigris (Tiger rattlesnake)
Lineage: Eukaryota; Metazoa; Chordata; Lepidosauria; Squamata; Viperidae
Product: olfactory receptor 14A16-like
Exons: 2
Coding region: 247-1194 (315 amino acids)
Biological process (GO): G protein-coupled receptor signaling pathway
Cellular component (GO): membrane
Molecular function (GO): olfactory receptor activity; G protein-coupled receptor activity
Source: RefSeq, a predicted model, not a curated record
GAAAAAUAGCGGGAUGGCAUUUACUUAAAGAGAGAUUUAAAAAUAUUUCUGUGUAGAUUUUAACUAAUGAAUUAACUAUAUAUUUAAAAUUGGUGACUUUUCCACAUAAUAAUUAUGAAGAUUAAAAAACAGACAUUUGGACCAAACCUUCAUGCUGAUCACUAACAGAUGAAUUAGCACUGGCAAAUUCAUCUCAUAAUCUAUCUCUAUAGGAAAAAGAAAUGCAUGCUUUGUCAUCAAUAAAGCAUGGAGAAUCGAACCACAGUGCCUUAUUUUCUGCUUCUGGAAUUAUCUAAAAAUCGCCAUCUGCAGCUUUUGCAUUUCUUCUUCUUUUUUGUGUUAUAUCUGGCAACUGUAACAACAAAUUUUCUCAUCAUCUCUGCAAUAGCUUUUGACCAUCGACUGCACAGCCCCAUGUACUUCUUUCUCAUGAAUUUAGCUCUGCAGGACCUGGGUAUUGUUUCAGUCAUUGUCCCCAAAUCCAUGAUAAAUUCUCUUUUGGACACCAGACACAUUUCUUAUUUUGGUUGUGUUGCUCAAUAUUUUCUCUUUCUCUGCUUUGAAGCUUCUGAUUUAUCCCUCCUGACUGUCAUGGCAUAUGAUCGGUAUGUUGCCAUUUGCCACCCACUGCACUAUGAGAUGGUGAUGAAUUGGAAAUCCUGUACCGAAAUCAUAAUUCUAGUGUGGGUUGCUGGUCUCCUCUAUGGAAUGUUGCAUACCACUGGCACUUUUUCCAUCCUUUUUUGUUCUAAUGUAGUUAAUCAAUUUUUCUGUGAAAUUCCACAGUUGUUAAAACUAUCCUGUUCUGGAUUAAAUCUACUUGAGGCUGGAAUUCUUGUGGCCGGUGUUAUUGCUGCACUAGGUUGUUUUACUUUUAUAAUUGUUUCAUAUGCUGUGAUCUUCAAGGCAGUGUUUAGAAUCCCUUCUGAACAAGGAAGGCAAAAAGCUUUAUCCACCUGUAUUCCUCACCUCACAGUAGUGACUAUGUUCUUUUUAAGUGGAUGCUUUGCCUACCUGAGACCUGCCUCUAACACCCCAUCUUACUUAGAUUUGGGGUUGACUGUUCUGUAUUCACUUCUUCCACCUCUGUUCAAUCCAAUUAUUUAUAGCAUGAGACUGGUGUGGCCCUCAAUGAAAUUCUGCUAUGGCAAAACUAGAAGUCACUGCGUCCUGGUUUCUAGUGUGGUGCCUUAAGCGCUACAUCAAACAGGUUCUCACUCAUUUUAGCUCAAGAGUAUUUUUUCUUUCAUUUAGAAGUGCUUUGGCAAAACUAGACCUUUGGCAUGGUGGGCAGGAUGGGUGAGUUCAUACUAUUUUCCAUAAUUUUUUUGUAACCAGAACAAUAUGAAAAAGCAAGAAGUCAGUUUCAUAACUGUAAUAGAUGAUCAUAUAAGCUUAAGGGUUUCCAAAUGGCUGGUAGGCGGGAAGUAUCAUCUUGUUUGUUCAUGCUGUGUGGGCGUUUUUCUAUCUCGAUGGCUUCUCUGAUUAUUCUGUUAUUAAAAUGUUCAG